AGCCUCUGAGCGGAUGGAGAGAGAGAGAGAGCGAGAGAGCGAGAGAGAGAGAAGACAACACCUCAUGAUCCGCUCUCGAGCACAUGCAGCAAAGAAGGCCUUUUCUAAACCGAGUGGACUGUGUCUGAAUUUAAAGCUCUCUGGUGCUGGACUGACAGGCCAGGAUGUCACGGAGGGACCAGAGGUUUCGGAGAGGGAUGAAGGGAAGGUGCUGCGACUGUGGCUGUAUCCUGUCUCACUGGUACUAUGAAAGAGAGGGACAGCUCUUCUGUAAGAAGCACUACUGGGCACGUUACGGGGAGCACUGCCACGGCUGCAAGGACACUAUCACCACUGGACUCAUUAUGGUGGCUGGAGAGCAGAAGUACCAUCCGGAAUGCUUCACUUGCAUGAGCUGUGACAUGUUCAUUGGCGACGGUGACGCGUACACGCUCGUCGAACACACCACGCUCUACUGCGGUCACUGUUUCUGUCGAGGUGUGGUGUCAGCCGGGAGCUCGGCUUCCCCGCUCACCAAAAGUCACCACAUGGUGGCGCUGGUGUCUUUCCCACCCCACGCAGGUGGCCGACGCGGUCUGACUGUGGCAACUGACCUCAGUCAAGACAUAAGCCCGACUGUUACUGUGACAGAGCUAGACUCAGCCUGCCUUAGCCCAGACCUGCUCUCCUCGGUUCACACUGGGGACCGAGUUCUUGAGGUUAACGGCAUUCCUGUAUGCAACAUAUCUUCAGAUGAGAUAGACUGUGUGAUUCAGGACACAAGCAGACCACUGCAGCUGACCAUUGAACACAACCCCCAGCUGCCUAACGACGUCCAUCACUCAACAACCCCCCAGGACCUCGACUGUCCCGACUCCUGUGUGCACAACAAACUUGCCUCAACCCAGAAACUCCCGAGUGUGGAGGAAGAGCCAAGUCCAGGGGAGGAGAUGAGAGAUGAACAAACUAGAAUGAACGUCUCGCCGCCUCAGCAACAAGGAGCCACAGGAAUGCGAUCCAGGCACAUCCUGCGCAGCUGCAGUAUAGACAAGUGUCCUCUGUCCCCUGGAGCACUGUCACUUUUAUCUCAGAGGAGAGACAUGGUUCGCUCCGAGUCUCUGCGUGCAGACCCUGGAGAGCGGACUCACCGCAUCUUCAGACCAUCAGAUCUCAUUCACGGAGAAGUCCUCGGCAAAGGCUGCUUCGGACAAGCGGUGAAGGUCACGCAUCAUGAGACAGGCGAGGUGAUGGUGAUGAAAGAGUUGAUCAGAUUUGAUGAAGAGACACAGAAGACUUUCUUGAAGGAGGUGAAGGUGAUGAGAUGUCUGGACCAUCCCAAUGUCCUCAAGUUCAUUGGACUGUUUUAUAAGGACAAACGGAUACACUUCAUCUCUGAAUACAUCCAGGGAGGAACUGUCAGAGAGACCAUUGUGAAAAUGGACAAGGACUUUUCCUGGAGUACAAGAGUGAGUUAUGCCAAAGACAUUGCUGCUGGAAUGGCCUAUCUACACUCCAUGAAUGUCAUCCACCGAGAUCUUAACUCACACAACUGCCUGGUCAGGGAGAACCAGUCAGUGGUGGUGGCAGAUUUUGGCCUCGCCAGGCUGGUGAUGGAGGAGAGGAAUCAGAGCAGGACCUCGUCUAUGGAGCGACCCGUGAAGGGGACGCUGACAGAGCUCCGCAGGCCUGAUCGCAGGAAGCGAUAUACUGUCGUUGGAAACCCCUACUGGAUGGCUCCUGAGAUGAUCCAUGGGAAAACGUACGAUGAACGGGUUGACGUCUUUUCCUUUGGUAUCAUGAUAUGUGAGAUAAUAGGGAGAGUGAACGCUGACCCCGACUACCUUCCCCGCACAAAUGACUUUGGCUUGAAUGUCAUCAGUUUCCUACAGCAGUACCACCAUCCUCAGUGCCCCUCGGCCUUCCUGCCAAUCGCCGUCCUCUGCUGCGACAUGGACGCUGAUAAACGUCCUUCCUUUUCAAAGCUGGAGGAGUGGCUGGAGAAUCUCCUCAUGCACCUGGACAUCGGUCUGCAUCUGCUCUCUGAGGUGGAUCAGCUGCGUAGAACCUUCUGGCAAAAUCCCAACCACCAAAACCACUGUGAAAACGCCCUGGAGAACACCUUACCAUCUCAUGAACUGUCCCACUGUCCACAGCCACAGAGCCAGAGUCCCGACUUGAAGCAAUGCUCGGACAGUGUGAAUAACCACGCAGAGCCCAAGUGUCUGCCUCAAAGCCAAGACCAAACCAGCACAGCUCACAAUCAUUUGAAUGGACAGCAACACACGCACGACAGUCACGAUGUGAGGACUGAGCAUGGAUGUUUGAACUACACACAAGACAUACCGCAGUGCUGCAGGUCUUUAAGUCCAGACGGAUCUCGAACCUGUGAAUGCAAUGACUCACCACUCCAGGACCAGCUCUUGCAACCACUGCAGGUCAACAGCUCGCUGACGGGACAAUCUCACACGCUCAGGCAGACGUGCAGUGUGCUGUGGGACAGGUCAACAGAGGACAGCUCUUUUCUCUGACUAAUUCAAUGGCACAGAGACACACAUAUCUGCAAAGCCCAUUUUCGGAGGCACACAACAUUUUCUUAACACAUUUGGUGCCUUUUAAAAGAACUGGAAGAGAACUGGAAACAUCAGAAGUACAGAUGUUCAUCUUAUAUAUAAUUCCUUGUGAAUUAUUAUUUAUAGUUUACUUAUUGACCAACAUCUACAGUAUGAUGACGUCAACAUAUUUGUAUCCACUUUCUCCAGAAACUGUGAAACACAUAGCACUUUAUCUGUCAUUUAUUUAUCUAGAUGUCGUAUGUUUUGUUCUCUUAAAAUGUUCAAGACCACCUCCAAUACAUUGAGCUGUGAAAACUACAACUUCGUUUUAACAACUAAGUUUUUAACUAGUUAGUUAACGUAAUAAAGGAAAAAAUAAAAUUACACUUAAAUCAC
Molecule: messenger RNA, 2927 nt
Organism: Solea solea (common sole)
Lineage: Eukaryota; Metazoa; Chordata; Actinopteri; Pleuronectiformes; Soleidae
Product: LIM domain kinase 1-like
Exons: 15
Coding region: 165-2507 (780 amino acids)
Biological process (GO): actin cytoskeleton organization; positive regulation of stress fiber assembly; protein phosphorylation
Cellular component (GO): nucleus; neuron projection; cytoplasm
Molecular function (GO): protein binding; protein serine/threonine kinase activity; ATP binding
Source: RefSeq, a predicted model, not a curated record